AUUAUGUCCCAAGACAAAACUAGAAAGUGCGGUGUGGCUGAACCGAACCAUCUUAUGGCGGCUCCGAGCGUUCCGCUCACGAAUUUCGUAACUGUCAAUAACGACCGGUACUUUGCAAACCACCCCACAGUUACACUCAUCGAAAAAUGCUCAAAUUCACGGCAGCUCAAGCAAAUUCACGCUCAAAUGCUUCGCUGUGGCCUAUUUUUUGACCCAUUCUCCGCCAGCAAACUCGUACAAUCCUAUGCUCUUUCGGAAUUAUCCAGCCUCCACUACGCCUACAAAGUGUUCGAUCAAAUUCCUCAACCAAAUCUCUACUCUUGGAACAUCCUCAUUCGUGCAUCUGCCUCCAGUCCUCAACCCAUUAACUGCCUUUUAAUGUUCAUUCGCUUACUUCAUGUGGGUGGCGAAAAACCCAACAAAUUCACCUACCCUUUUGUCAUCAAAGCCUCUGCCAAGCUUGAUGAUUUCCAGCUCGGAAAAGGGAUUCAUGGGAUGGUGAUUAAGGAGGGUUUUAGUUCCGAUUUAUUCGUGAGCAACUGUUUGAUCUAUUUCUACUCGGAAUGUGGGUGUUUGGACAUGGCUCGUCGGGUUUUCUCGAGUAUGUCUGAAAGGGAUGUUGUUUCGUGGAAUACGAUGGUCAAUGGUCUUGCUCAGAACGGUUAUGUUGAUGAGGCGGUGGAGUGUUUUCACAGAAUGGAGGAGGAAGGUUUAAAACCGAAUGAUGUUACAAUGGUGGGUGUUUUAUCUGCUUGUGGGAAGAAGUCGGAUGUGAAGUUCGGAAGAUGGGUGCAUUCGUAUAUAGAGACAAAUCGGAUCAGACUCAGUCUGAUUCUGUGUAACGCAAUUCUUGAUAUGUACACCAAGUGCGGGAGUAUGAAGGAUGCGAAGAAACUUUUCGACAAGAUGGUGGAGAAGGAUAUAAUUUCAUGGACUACUAUGCUAGCUGGAUACGCCAAGUCGGGAGAUUUUAAUGCAGCUAGAGUUCUUUUCGACAAGCUGCCUAGUAAAGAAGAUAUUGCCACAUGGAAUGCUCUUAUCUCUGCGUAUGAACAAAGUGGUAACCCCAACGAGGCAAUAGCUAUUUUCAACGAGUUACAGCUCAGCAAGGCAUCUAAACCCGAUGAGGUCACACUUGUUAGUACCUUAUCAGCUUGUUCUCAAUUGGGGGCAACGGAAUUUGGCAGCUGGAUCCACGUGUACAUGAAGAAGGAAGGUAUGAGGUUAAAUCGCCACCUUGUCACUGCACUAGUCGACAUGUACUCAAAGUGCGGUGAUCUACACAAGGCGCUUGAAAUAUUUAACUCCGUUGAUAAAAGAGAUGUCUUUGUAUGGAGUGCAAUGAUAGCUGGAUUGGGCAUGCACGGGCGUGGUGGAGAUGCAAUAAAGUUGUUCUUGAAGAUGCAGGAGGCUAAGGUGAGGCCUAGUUCCGUUACUUUCACCAAUUUACUAGCCGCAUGCAGUCACUCUGGGCUAGUUGAAGAGGGUCGAGAGUUUUUCGUUCAAAUGGACCAAAAUUACAAGAUUGCCCCUGGUGUGGAGCACUAUGCCUGCAUGGUCGAUAUUCUUGGUCGAGCGGGUCUGUUAGAGGAUGCUGUGGAUUUGAUAAAGAAUAUGCCUAUGGCUCCUGGUGCUUCUGUUUGGGGGGCUCUUCUUGGUGCUUGUAAACUUCAUAGAAAUGUCGAUCUAGCUGAAUAUGCGUGCAACAGUUUACUCGAGAUCGAACCUCAAAACCAUGGAGCUUACGUGCUUUUAUCUAAUAUAUAUGCUAAUUUGGGGAAAUGGGACAAAGUUUCAGAGUUGAGGAAGCGUAUGAGAGACGUCGGAUUGAAGAAAGAACCUGGCUGUAGCUCAGUAGAGGUUAAUGGUGUUGUUCAUGAGUUUCUGGUCGGUGAUAGUAGACAUCCUCUGUGUAAGAAAAUAUACUCGAAGCUUGACGAGGUUGCAGCUAGGUUAAAACAUGUUGGUUAUGUUUCAGACAAGUCACAGCUACUGCAAUUAGUGAAAGAAGAGGAUAUGCAGGAGAAGGCUUUGUAUCUUCAUAGUGAGAGGCUAGCUCUUGCCUUUGGGCUUAUUACUCUCGGCCCGUCUCAACCGAUUCGAAUUGUGAAGAAUCUUCGUGUUUGUGAAGACUGUCACUCUGUUAUUAAACUAGUAUCGAAGCUUUACGACAGGGAGAUAGUGUUGAGAGACAGGUAUCGGUUUCACCAUUUCAGAGGAGGGUCCUGCUCUUGUAUGGAUUAUUGGUGAAUGUUAAUUAGACUUCGUUUGUACUUUAUCGAUCUAAACGUUUCUUCAUGUUUUAGGC
Messenger RNA from Erythranthe guttata (spotted monkey flower), 2308 nucleotides. RefSeq names its product Tetratricopeptide repeat (TPR)-like superfamily protein (gene OTP81). Lineage: Eukaryota; Viridiplantae; Streptophyta; Magnoliopsida; Lamiales; Phrymaceae. Gene Ontology annotation, molecular function: zinc ion binding; RNA binding; protein binding. The record is from RefSeq and is a predicted model, not a curated record. Gene Ontology annotation, biological process: RNA modification.